Messenger RNA from Rotaria sp. Silwood1, 2424 nucleotides. The record is from the annotation of a GenBank genome assembly. Lineage: Eukaryota; Metazoa; Rotifera; Eurotatoria; Philodinida; Philodinidae.
CGGUAUUUGUAAUGUUCGUUGCUACAAACGUGAUUUCUACCAUAUACCGUUCAGUAAAAUACCGUCUAUUGAAUUACUGAAAGUACCCGACGAUUUUUAUGAGAUAAUUUCGGGAAUGCAGGAAACGUACCAAUUCCAGUCACAUGAUAAGCUUAACAUGAGUGGUGAUCUUGCCAAGGCGUUGAUUCAGAAAGAAAGAGCAGCAGGUUAGUCUCGCUAAUACGUAAACUAAUACAGUAAAUAAUUUUUUUAAUUAUAGAUACGCAUGCUCAAUCAACAAUGAAUAAACAGGCGUUUACUUAUGUAAACGGUAUCGUUUUUUAUGAAGCAGGAUUGCAUAAAACUGUUGAGAGAAAAAAACGAUAUUCGAUACACUGCGAUAUUUGUUCGGAGUGUUGGUCGUCUCUAAUAAAAGGGAAAGUACCGAAAUUUUCGCCUGCCAACAAAAUAUGGGCUGGAGAUGUCCCAGAAGAACUACAAGGACUAACAAUUCAUGAGGAAAAACUGAUCUCUCUUUAUCGGCACAAUGGCUGCAUUGUCAAGUUACAUUCGUCUUUUCAUUCGACAAGUACAGCUCAGUCAGCUUUAAGGAGGAAUUGCAUAAGUUUUCCCCAAGAUGUUAUUAACGUAGCUACUACCUUACCACUAGAUUUACAUGAUCUAUGUGAUUCUCUAAAGAUAAUCUUUGUUGGAUGUCGUCCUCAUCAACGAAACCAAUUAAAAAAUGUUUUGACCGUUCGGAAAAAGAAAGUUUUCGAAGCACUUCAAUGGCUUAGACAGAAUAAUGCUCUAUAUCGUAAUGUUACAAUUAAUCAAUCAAUAAUCAGCAAAUUACCUGACGAUGAUGUACCGGAAUGUUUGUGGGCAACUAUGGAAAUUUCUACUAAUGUAGAAGCAGCUGAAAAUGAAAGAGCAAGUUACAUUCCUGAUCCGUUGACCAAUGCAUCUGAAUUUAACAAUAGAACAGCUAUAUCUAUAAUCUCAAGUGCUGUGUUAGAUGUCAAUGGUACCAAAGUGUCGUCUGAUGAAGUUGCUAAACAUCUUUUAGAACGAAUCAAAGCACAAGUGCCAGAAAAAACACACGGAAAAGACACCGAGCAAAACUCUAAACAAGACACUGUAUACAUAAUUCCUCGUGGCAACAAACUGGCCAAUGAAUAUUCUAAUCCAAAUCUUUUAUUAGGAAUCUUUCCCACCUUAUUCCCAUAUGGAUGUGGUGGGCUUGAGGAUGGUUCUCGACCAAUUCAAAUCAAUUUUCAUGAAACCAACGACGGAGCAAGUACGACAAGCGAUGAUAGAACAUUAAUUGGACAAAUUGAAUCGACAGCAAGUGAAGUUAUACCACCAUGUCUCCCGACACCAAAUCCUGCAUUGGAAGGGAAGGCUAUCGAUAAAUCGGAUCGUCAUUUACUAAAGAAUGUAACCGAUCCUCAGGGCCAACAAUUACCUACAGAAGGAACGAAAAUGAAUGAACGUCAUACAUUUGACAGCGUACAUCCACAAUCAACAUCUCAUCUCAUAAUUAAACGUUCCAUUCCAGUAGUACCAGUUCUGACAGGUCCUCAAAUACCUCGCCGCGAACGAGAAGAAACACAUGAACGUUAUUGUCGCGCGUUGUUAACAUUAUUCAUGCCAUGGCGAUCAGUCCAGAACCUUUGUGCAACGAAUGAGAUAUGGUCUGAAGCAUUGGAAGCUCGAAGGCUGUUGAUCUCUCCCAACUCGCUUAAGAUUAUAGAAAAUAUAGAACUUUUGCACGAAUGCAAACACGAUCGGGAUGAACAUCUUCAUCAAGUUCUUUUAGAAGCCCAAAACGACAACAGCAUUGACCCUAUUUUGAUGCCUAAUUACUAUGAAGGCGACGAAAAUGCAGAAGAAGACGAUCCUGAACAACUUUUGCAAAUGCUCUCCAUCGUAAAUGAGAUCACGACAAACACUUACUCUGCAUUGGCAGCUACUCAAGAACAACGCUAUGUUCAUGAUGCAUUACAAGCAAUUGAUAAUACAGAUAGAUUUGCAUUACUAAAUGACAGCAGACACAUUUGGGACCAAAAUAAUUAUGGCACCAUACACGACAUCAACACAUUUGUGGUAGCUCACGCAUAUCACAGCGUCAUGAUUAAAGGAUGGAAACGUGACAUUGAAGGUCGACGAGAUGAAGCAAGAAACUAUUUAAUUUCAGGUGAAAAUACUCUGGAAGUGCGAGAUGAUGAAACACAGAUUGUAGUGGUAGCAACUGAAAUUCCAACAAGUCCCAUUAAAACGAGAGCUACAAGAGUUCCACCUGUGACUACAACCAAUGCAAUAUUAUUUCCAACAAAACAAGAUAUUAUCAGACAAUUUACACUAAGCACUCAGCAAAAAUAUGCUUUUAUGAUUAUAACUAGUCACUUAGAUGGCGAAAAUCAUGCUUAUACCGGUAUAUAA